GCUCGCCGACCGGGCAGCUCCGCCCGCCGCGGCGCGCUGCCGGCCAUGGGUCUCGGCGUCUCCCCCACGCGCAUGCGCGGCCCUCCGUCUCCCGGGGACCGCUCCGGUCACCGGGGCGCCAGCACCUCAGCCACCUGCCGCGGCGGGUUCCCUCUCGCCGGGUCCCGGCCGCGCGGGGCCCUCGCCUCCGGCUCUCCGCCGCCGCCGCCCGGCCGCAGGCCCCCCGACUAGGUCCGGGGCGCCGGUCUUCCAUAGCCGCAGCGCGGCUUCCGCUUCCGGCGAGUAUUGUGUGUCGCGCCGCGGGGCGGGGGUGAGGGGAGGAGGAAGGAGGGAGGCAGUGCUCCGGCGGCUCCGCGCCCGGCACUCCGGGACCCGGAGCCGGGAAGUUAUAAUGGCAGAGACAAGUCUGUUAGAGGCUGGAGCCUCUGCAGCCUCCACAGCCGCUGCUCUGGAGAACCUGCAGGUGGAGGUAAGCUGUUCUGUGUGCCUGGAGUAUCUGAAGGAGCCGGUUAUUAUUGAAUGUGGGCACAACUUCUGCAAAGCGUGCAUCACCCGCUGGUGGGAGGACCUAGAGCGGGACUUCCCUUGCCCUGUCUGUUGGAAGACAUCCCGAUACCGGAGUCUGCGGCCUAACCAAAGUCUGGGCAGUAUGGUGGAAAUCGCCAAGCAGCUGCAGGCGGUCAAGUGGAAGAUCAGAGAUGAAAGCCUCUGCACCCAGCACCAUGAACCCCUCAGCCUUUUCUGCUGUGAAGACCAGGAGGCUGUCUGUCUGAUCUGUGCCACUUCUCACACCCACCGGCACCAUGCUGUCGUGCCCAUGGAUGAUGCUACACAGGAAUACAAGCCGCCCAGGCCUCUGCGGUUCUCAGCCCCCACCAAGGACUGGCUUGAGCCUCUGCCGGGCUCGCCUGACCGGGCAGCUCCGCCCGCCGCGGCUCGCUGCCGGCCAUGGGUCUCGGCGUCUCCCCCACGCGCAUGCGCGGCCCUCCUUCUCCUGGGGACCGCUCCGGUCACCGGGGCGCCAGCACCUCAGCCACCUGCUGCGGCGGAUUCCCUCUCGCCGGGUCCCGGCCACGCGGGGCCCUCGCCUCUGGCUUUCCUCCGCCCCCGCCAGGCUGCAGGCCCCCCAACUAGGUCCUGGGCGCCGGUCUUCCAUAGCCGCAGCGCGGCUUCCGCUUCCGGCGAGUAUUGUGUGUCGCGCAGCGGGGCGGGGGAUGUGAAAAGUACCCUAGAAAAAUGUGAGAAAGUGAAGACCAUGGAGGUGACUUCAGUGUCCAUAGAGCUGGAAAAGAACUUCAGCAAUUUCCCCCGGUAGUACUUUGCCCUAAGGAAAAUUCUUAAACAACUAAUUGUGGAUGUGACCCUGGACCCUGAGACGGCUCAUCCUAACCUCAUCCUGUCAGAGGAUCGGAAAAGUGUCAAGAUUGUAGAGACAAGACUCCGAGACCUCCCUGACACACCGCAGCGCUUCACUUUCUACCCUUGUGUCUUAGCUACUGAAGGCUUCACCUCAGGUCCACACUACUGGGAGGUGGAGGUGGGGGACAAGACCCACUGGGCAGUAGGAGUAUGCCGGGACUCUGUGAACAGAAAGGGUGAACUGACUCCACUCCCUGAGACUGGCUACUGGCGUGUGCGGCUGUGGAAUGGGGAAAAGUAUGCAGCCACCACCACGCUUACCCCAUUGCACAUCAAGGUGAAGCCUAAGUGGGUAGGCAUAUUCCUAGACUAUGAGGCUGGCACACUGUCUUUUUACAAUGUCACAGACCGUUCGCAUAUCUACACCUUCACUGAUACUUUUACUGAAAAACUUUGGCCCCUCUUCUACCCAGGGAUCCGGGCAGGUCGGAAGAAUGCUGCACCACUUACCAUUAGGCCCCCAACAGAUUGGGAAUGACAAGAGAUGCAGUUUAAUUGGGGUGAGGCAGGGUCAAGAGCGGUGGGCCUUCCUAACUGUGGCCUGCUGGAAUGUCUUGGUGUCUGCGUGGUUCCAGGCUUGAGCCAUUGUGAGAAACCACCUCGCAUCUGGGAUGGUUGGUGUGAAGGAGCAAAGAUAGGCCUGGGCUGCAUGACCAAGCACAGAUGAGUGUCCCUCCUUACUGUAGUGGGAGAGUGGACUCCCAGGGGAUGGUACUCUGGUGUCCCACAGGUUUCCUAGUGCACCAGGACAGGUGGAGAAAGCAAAGGCUUUCCAGAAACAAAGUCUAUCAGAAAGGGUCUUAACUUGCUUAAAAUGCAGGAAACAGAAACCUUUAAAAGGCUUCUGUGACUCCAAAUAAAUAGCCUUGUUCCUUGUGG
This is a messenger RNA of Mastomys coucha (southern multimammate mouse), 2298 nucleotides long. Its product is annotated as E3 ubiquitin-protein ligase TRIM39-like. Gene Ontology annotation, molecular function: protein binding; zinc ion binding. Gene Ontology annotation, biological process: positive regulation of apoptotic signaling pathway; negative regulation of proteasomal ubiquitin-dependent protein catabolic process; protein stabilization. The record is from RefSeq and is a predicted model, not a curated record. NCBI's taxonomy places the organism in Eukaryota, Metazoa, Chordata, Mammalia, Rodentia, Muridae.